AUAUUUAAAUUGCCACGACUGAUCCUGCACGCCGAUCAGUACUAUUUGAUACGAAGACGUGAAGUGGAUCUAUCGUGUCAAAUUGAGCCAGGAUGGCGUGAUACGACAAUGGCUUAUGUGGAGUGGAUGAAGGACGGAGUGCUGAUCGAUGAGAUCGAUAAUGCUAACAUUCGUGAGGAGUUACUUGCUGACGGUCCAACAUUACGCAUUCUCAACGGUCGUCAUCAUGCCGAAGGCGACUAUCAGUGUUCAGCGGUCGUUCGUGGUGUACGCAUCUCAAAUGGUCAGCAUAUUGAUACACGUCUCGUUUCGGCACCUGUCAAAUUCCGUCGAGCUCGUAUCACCAAAUUCGAUAAACUUGAUGCUGAGACUGUGACUGUGUAUCAAGGACAAAUUGCCCGAUUACCAUGCUCUGGUAUGCCCGAUGUUAUACCCGGUCCACCUGAGAUCUGGUUCGAGCGUGAGGGUGUUGACAAACCACUGGGCUUACACGGUGAUCAACGCUAUCUGGCCACAGUAAGCGGUAUGCAAAUGCCUCUGGCAAAAGUAUCUGAUAGUGGAAAUUACUAUUGUGUUGUGCGGAAUACUUUCACAAAUCAAACUCGUAAAUCACCACAUCCUGUAUAUCUUGAGGUAUUGCCGAAGAGUCAAACGAUGCUUGAACCCGUUCUGGUCUAUCCUCAAACACUCACCUCACCCUCAUCACCCAUCAUCUUCGAUGUUGUCAAAGGACAAACCGUUCUACUUGAAUGUAUCAUAUCGUCCGCUAAAAUAGUUUGGACUAAGUUGCACUCACUCAAUUCGGGUAUUUCACUAACAAACGAUCAAGCUCGAUUCCGUCAAAUCUGGGGUAAUCUUCGCAUACGACAAGUGAACGAGGCUGAUAAUGGCGUUUACGUAUGCGAAUCCUCACCGGUCUUUUCUCGUGGCGAUGUCGACGGCUAUCCAAAGGUCUUCUAUAAAUUACAGGUUCAUUCACCAACUGACGUGCAGUUGAUGCUUGGUCAGUUCGAUGCAGACAAGAGUUGGCAAUUGAGUUGCCUUGCGUUGAAUUUACAUUACGAAAUCCCAAUGGUCUACAUGAAUGGUUUAGCGUUAAUUGAUGCUAUGGAUCAGUUGGGUGUACCCCCACAUACCAAUUUCUAUACGAAUCCAAUUAACGCAACACUCACGUCAAGUGUAGCACUGUCCGGAAGCGUUCAGUGCAUGUCAAGACCAGCAAUGGACGAAGCCGAAGUGUACGGUAAUGGUCUUGAACGUGGUCGUGCGAUGAACCUCUACGUUGAUAACCGUCUUCAUAAACAAAUCAAUUUGAUCUCACAAGGACCCGAGAACUCAACUCGUUCUAUCGGUGAUACCGUGCAGUUGGUGUGUCUUGUCGUACCGAGAACCACGCGAACACUCUGGUUGAAAGAUGACAAACGUGUUCCGUUGUUUGGCAAGAAACGAGUGAGCUUGGUGGGAACAGCCUCACUUCAAAUCACUGACAUACAAGCCGAAGAUGAGGGUUGGUAUACGUGUGAGGCUGCUGAUAAUACCAAUCAUAAGACACGCUCGAGCGCUUAUCUUAAAGUUGUUGCAGAGGACGGUGUAGGAGGCAACGGCAACGGCAACGGCAACAAUAACAGCGGUGAUAAAAAUGAUAGCAGCAACAACGUCAACGAUAAAACCAAGAAGGCAUACGUCGAUCUACCACCUGAUCUUGACCACAUCUCACCGAUUUUCGAUGCAGAUGGUCAGGAACUACCACCGCAACCAGGUGCCCCUCUAUCGACAACCACGCCAAUCACCUCUUCAACACCACCAUCACCACCAGUUGCAGCUCCAUCGAACCCACCCAAUCGAUUGCAACUCUCAGCUCCACGAGCAUUCGUCAUCGGUCGAAGUGUUCGUGUGCAAUGGCAUCUACCAGACAUCCAUCCGGACGCACGUCGUGUUACAUCCUUUAGCAUCCAACUACGAACGCAAACUACCUCUGAGCUCGAAGCAUCUGAUGCUGCUGCUGCUGCUGCAGGUGUCUCUUCAAGCGAAUGGAUAACUGCUGAUCAGCAAGAUUCACACGUCAGGGCUAUGACCAUACGUGCACUUAUUCCUGGCAAAAGGUAUUUCUUUCUCUACUUCCUUGUGUCAGCUCAACGCUUCACCACCGUGUCAAAUGCAAAUUUCAGCUAUCAAUUCCGUGUACUCGCCAUCCUCACGGAUCGUUCCCGAGUGCUAAGUGAACCAAGUGAAUGGCUACGAGUCGAACUCGACAGCAAUAACAACAACAAUGACGCCGUAACGUUACCAUCCGAAGCACAAGUGAAGCGAAUGCUUCCAGAAAGCGAUCACUCGCUACGUUUGAUAUGGUCACACUCAUCGAUGGCCAGCACCGACUCACCGGAUCAAUUCAUCAUCUCGUACGGCAAGACCGAAGCUGAUCAACAAACCUCAUUCACACACAUCCAAGUGAACGCUACCGCAAAUGAGAUUCUAAUCGAGAAUUUAGAACCGUCCACUGAAUAUAAAGCUAUCGUAACGGCCGUUAAUAGAGCCGGUAAAAGUCAACCCAGUCAACCGGCUUAUGCUCGUACUAAAGGUUUGCUCUUCAUUUCACUGCACACUGCUUCAAGUAAUGAUGCUCAUUCAACUGGUCUAUUCGCUUUAGUAAGUCGAUCACUGCGCAAUUUAUCGUCGCAAUGGAACUUGGAAACAGUCGCCGUUGGACUGACCGCCGCAUUAUUAGCCAUCAUCGCCCUGUUGGCAUUCUGUCUCAUUUGCUAUACGAUUCGUCAAAGACAUACCAAAAAAAUCAGUAAAGCAGCGAAAGGUAAAUUCGUAGACACGUCACAUCGCAUUUUCAACGAACAACGUGUUCAGAAGACACGCUUCUAUCACGAUCCAACAAUGUCUAUAUCGAUGGCGUUAGAUGAUUUUGAUGAGUAUUCACCUCUUAAAGCAUCGCCACGCGCACAUACAUUUUGUUUACAGCAUCGAUUGGACGUUGACGAUUCUCACCUGUCGGAUUUGACGGCUGAAGUUGGAGCUGGUGCAGCAGAAUCGUUUCCGUUUGGACGUGACACAAGCACAUUGAUGAUGCCGAAUUUGUACGGUGACGGUGAAGACUACUGUGAACAAGAGGCUUGUGAUCAACAUCCGCCAACGCAUACAGCGUUUUCGCCGAAUACCUAUUCCAAUAUCAAUAGCACACGAACAAAUGCCUUUAAUAACACCACUACUGCCUUUCUAACACCACCACUCAAAUCCACCACUAAUAAUCAAACAAUUGCCACAACCGCAGCACCACAAGACAUGAUCAUGAUCAAGUCUAUGACGCUAAUGUCGUCGUCCAAUUCCUCAACGCUUCGUCGUCAUUCUGGAUUGCAUAAUUCACAUGCUGAUCCAGCAAGCAUUCCGUUUAAUUCUGCAACAAGCCACAAUUCCACCACUAAUAAUGCGAGCAGUACCACAUCCACAAGUCUCAGUAAUCAUUCGGAUUUCAAUCAACUAACACCAGAUCACACACCAACCACCGUCUCACCAACGCCACAUUUCGGCAACACUAUCGACGAAUACAAUCACACCCUAACAUCCAACUGCUCCUCAAACGGUAUCAUCGCUCAAACUUAUACGAACGCUGCUGAUUCCUACAGUGCUCAUGCACUGAACAAUGCCAGCAACUCGUUCAUUCUAUCCAAUGUCACAAACGCCGCAUCACCGCUUCUAUCCAGAAGCGAUAUCAACACCCCGAUUACCACUCGUCCGCCCAGUCAAUCGCUCAUCACCGAAAGUAAACUGAUGAAUAUGUUUUGCACAUGUUUCAGUAUGGACGACGAGUGUUUACGAUUGGAUGGCUCGUCUCGUAGUAGUCAAGUGUCAUCGUCAACCAAUAACACGAAUACGAUCACAACAGGCGAUACGGCCCGAUUCUUGCAAACCUUCAAAUGCACUACUCCGAACACCGCUGCAUUAUUCAUCGGUGGAGUGACAAACAAUAACAACGUUGGCGUACAAAUGCCAGCUAGUACAAAUCAGGCAGCAGCUAUAGGUGCUGCUGCUACUGCUGGUAGCAUCUAUACAAGUUCGGCGGGACCAUCUUCAAGUUUCGGCUGCGGUUUGACGAAUUUUAGUGGUGGUGGUGGUGGUGGUACUGCAACAACGAGUAGGACGAGUAGUUUUGAACGUGCUUAUGGCCAAAACAACAACAACAACAACCACUGUAAUAAUCUUUCGAGACAUCAACAAGCAAAUGCACUGCUGCCAAAUAAUCGUCAAAUUGCGCUCGAUCAAGCAGAUCAAACCAUGUUGAUGAAGAUGAUGGCUAUGAACCACCCACAACACUACUUACAACACGAGCAACGAUUGAAUUCCGAUCUGGACCUGGCUUCAUCCAGUGGUGCCAGUAGUAGCAGCAACAGUAACACUUUCACGCAUCAUCAUCGGCAAUACAACACCGAAAACGAUGAUAAGACUAUUCAUUUGACACCGGCAGCAAACACCACCUAUCAUUAUGAUGCACUUGAGAACAGUGCUCAUAAUCACCUGAACAAUGCAAAUCACUUCACAACGCCUUAUGGUGAUGCUAAUUCGGCCUCCUCUUCAGUCCCUAUGUCGUUCACUGGUUACCGUGAUCAGCAAACGAACACUGCAGCUGCAGCAACAACAACAGCAGCAGCAGGUAUGAGCACACCAACUGGUGACGAGCUAGCUUAUGCAUCAUCUACGUUUGGUUACUCAGAUGGUCAAAGCCAAGCCACAGCUUCAUCGGUUGGUUCGGCAAGCAGCGAUGUUGCUCGCAGCAGUAAAUCCUCGUCAUGCUCUCGAACGCAUCUCACUACGCCAACUCCUCCUCCCCCAGAUGACUACUAUUCGUUAAGUAAUCGUACCGCAAACAGUACACCUGUUGCAACGUUGAACAAUCGUAAAAAUUACUCCACAUCAACCGAAUCGCAACAACACACUAAAACUCUUAAAAUGCCAUCACAAUAA
This is a messenger RNA of Anisakis simplex (herring worm), 4968 nucleotides long. Lineage: Eukaryota; Metazoa; Nematoda; Chromadorea; Rhabditida; Anisakidae. The record is from the annotation of a GenBank genome assembly.